Auanema sp. JU1783 is the source of this 444-nucleotide messenger RNA. The record is from the annotation of a GenBank genome assembly. Lineage: Eukaryota; Metazoa; Nematoda; Chromadorea; Rhabditida; Rhabditidae.
AUGUCACUUCAAGCAAGACUCAAAAGAAGUAGAAAGCAGCCUCCAGAGGGAUGGGAUAUUAUUGAACCAACAUUGGAAGAGUUUGAACAAAAAAUGAGAGAAGCCGAGACAGAGCCCCAUGAAGGCAAAAGAAGAAAUGAAUCGUUAUGGCCUAUUUUCAAGAUUCACCAUCAAAGAAGUCGCUACAUCUAUGACCUUUAUUAUAAAAGAGAAGAAAUCUCUAAGGAAUUGUAUGAUUUUUGUAUUCAAGUAAAGAUUGCUGAUCCCCUACUGAUCGCUAAAUGGAAGAAGCAAGGCUACGAGAACUUAUGUUGUCUACGGUGCAUUCAAGCUCGCGAUACCAAUUUCGGAACAAAUUGUAUCUGCCGUGUGCCGAAAAGUAAGUUAGAUGCUGAUCGUGUAAUCGAGUGUGUUCACUGCGGAUGCCGAGGAUGCGGAGGAUAA